Vigna unguiculata (cowpea) is the source of this 573-nucleotide messenger RNA. RefSeq names its product arabinogalactan protein 14-like. The record is from RefSeq and is a predicted model, not a curated record. NCBI's taxonomy places the organism in Eukaryota, Viridiplantae, Streptophyta, Magnoliopsida, Fabales, Fabaceae.
UCCCCCACCAUGUUUUUCAACUGCCACUCCAUAACCUUCUUUCCCACUUGCAACAAACAAAAGAAGAGAACACAUAAAAAGUAACAACUUUGAGCAAUGGAGGCACUGAAGAUGAAGCUUUUCUUGACUUUGGUUAUUGCCAUGUUGGUGAUGGCAGCAACUAGGGUUUCAGCUGCUGAUGCACCUGCCCCAGGUCCUUCAUCUGAUGCUACAACAACUAUUUCCACUGUCUUUUCUUCUCUCUUUGUUCUUGCAUUUGCUCUUCUCUUCUGAUUCUCCGACAAUUGUUACAUGUGUGGAGUUGAGGUGGUUGUGUUUCGUGUUUUCUUCUCUCUUUUUUUCCAAUCUUCUUCGGUGUUUGGUCACUGUACUCUUCUGUGACUAGGGUUUUUUGUUUUCUUGGGAUAUGCAUGGGUGGGGUGACUUGGAGUGAGGGAGAAGAGAAUAUCAAAUAUUUAGAUUUUUUUUUUCAUCAUCAUUCUUAUUCUUAUGUAACAAAUUCAUUGUUCCUCACUGUACUUUUUUAUGGGUUGUUGUGACAAUGUAAUCUUAUUGUGAUUUGUUUGGUUCCCC